AGUUAAACAGUUUCCUUUCCCUCCAUCUGCUUUCCCUUCAUUAACCUACGCGCCCAUGGCUGACGUUAGCCUUUCGCCUCUAAUUGCCUGACGCCCAUUUCUUCCCGGCAUACGACAUACUACUGCCACUCUGCCAGCCCCAAAUUUUGGAUGGCUUCUUCAAUCCAAGCUGUCGGGUCGGGUCGUUUCCGGGUUUUAAAGCCGGCGGCCGGAGCUCCGUCGGCGGUGACCGGUCCCGUGGUGUACUGGAUGUUCAGAGACCAGCGGGUGAGAGACAACUGGGCGUUGAUCCACGCCGUUGAUCAGGCCAACAAGGCCAAUGUUCCUGUAGCCGUUGCUUUCAAUCUGUUCGAUCAGUUCUUAGGCGCCAAAGCGCGACAGUUAGGGUUUAUGCUCCGAGGCCUUGAGAAACUCGCCCACUAUCUCCAAGACUCUCUCUCCGUCCCCUUUUUCCUGUUUCAGGGAGAGGCAAUAGACACAAUUCCGAAUUUUCUGAGAGAAUGUGGUGCUUCCCUUUUGGUAAUAGACUUCUCACCAUUAAGAGAAGUAAGGAGGUGGAAAGAAAGGAUCUGUGAGAGAGUGGGGGACUCUGUGACAGUACAUGAGGUUGAUGCCCACAAUGUGGUGCCAGUUUGGGUGGCAUCUAACAAAUUGGAGUAUGGUGCUAGGACUAUAAGAGCUAAAAUAACUAAGCUUCUACCAGAAUAUCUUGUGGAAUUCCCAAUUAUAGGGCCUCCCAAGAACAAAUGGGCUGUUAAUCCGAAGCAUUCGGUAGAUUGGGGGCAGCUUAUUGCAGAUGUUGUAAGGAAAGGAGCAGAAGUUCCUGAACUCGAAUGGUGCGAGCCAGGUGAAGAUGCGGCUAUGGAGGUACUGAUGGGAAGUAAGAAUGGAUUUCUGACAACCCGGCUGAAGAGUUAUGCCACUGAUAGGAAUAACCCUUUGAAACCCAAAGCACUUUCUGGUCUCUCCCCUUAUUUACAUUUUGGACAGAUAUCAGCACAAAGAUGUUGCUUGCAGGCUCGACAAAUUCAGAAAAGUCAUCCCAAGGCAGUUGAAACAUUUCUGGAGGAACUGAUCGUGCGAAGGGAACUUGCUGAUAACUUCUGCUAUUAUCAGCCUCAAUAUGAUUCAUUACAGGGUGCGUGGGAAUGGGCGCGUAAAACCUUGAUGGAGCAUUCAAACGAUAAGCGGGAACAUAUAUACACUCGAGAGCAAUUGGAGAAGGCACAAACUGCAGACCCUCUUUGGAAUGCCUCUCAGUUAGAGAUGGUUCAUUAUGGGAAAAUGCAUGGCUUUAUGAGAAUGUAUUGGGCAAAAAAGAUCCUGGAAUGGACAAGUGGGCCGGAAGAGGCUCUAGCAACAGCAAUAUAUUUGAACGACAAGUAUGAAAUAGAUGGAAGGGAUCCAAAUGGUUAUGUGGGGUGCAUGUGGUCAAUUUGUGGCGUACACGACCAGGGUUGGCGAGAGCGACCGGUUUUUGGGAAAAUUCGGUAUAUGAACUACGCAGGUUGCAAGAGGAAAUUCGAUGUUGAUGGAUACAUUGCAUAUGUUAAGAGGUUAGUAGGGGGGACAAAGAAACGAAAAGCGGAAGCCAUUGCUGAAUGAUCAACAAACUCCACACCUACCUGUAUUUCAAACUGUUUUUGCUUUUAAGCAUUAAUGUAAUAUUUAUUAUUAAAACUAGUUUUAAGCAAUUUUUUUGGUUCCUAUAGAUAAGAAAUAUAAUUCAAAAA
Molecule: messenger RNA, 1733 nt
Organism: Ipomoea triloba (trilobed morning glory)
Lineage: Eukaryota; Viridiplantae; Streptophyta; Magnoliopsida; Solanales; Convolvulaceae
Product: deoxyribodipyrimidine photo-lyase
Exons: 9
Coding region: 151-1605 (484 amino acids)
Biological process (GO): photoreactive repair
Molecular function (GO): deoxyribodipyrimidine photo-lyase activity
Source: RefSeq, a predicted model, not a curated record